This is a messenger RNA of Penicillium verrucosum, 459 nucleotides long. RefSeq lists its product as uncharacterized. Bases 1 to 459 code for a protein of 152 amino acids. The transcript has a single exon. The record is from RefSeq and is a predicted model, not a curated record. NCBI's taxonomy places the organism in Eukaryota, Fungi, Ascomycota, Eurotiomycetes, Eurotiales, Aspergillaceae.
AUGGGACCUCGAGAAAUGGGCGGGGCCGCGGCUGAAGUCGACAGAUCGGUUCAAAGAAAAACCAAAACCAAGACUGUAUGCCUACUGCGUGGUAACGGUCAUCGACAUGCUAUGGUGCUCACUGGUAAAGAUGGCGCAGUUGAUUUGGAGAAAAUGGCGACAGCGACGUCAGAAUCACUAAGCGAGACACCCUGGCUGCUAGGAGGCCUUGUUCUGCUGUGGACGUUUCUUCUCAUCAUGUUGUCAGGGCUGAAAGAGAAUACAUGGUUCCUUGUGCUUAUCGGUGGCUUGGGGAUGGUGCAAAAUAUCUGCGCCAGUGCAGCUCGAAGACAUCCCGAGGCACUGAACCUACAUAUCAAGCCGUAUCCCGCACGACCUACCAUCAUCGCGCUUGGGUUCGACUGGCAACAUGAUGAGGAGAAUUCCGAUGAAGACAUGGAUGACGCGGCUGCAAACUAG